AUGCGCAGGUGCCGGCGGCUGGAGGUGCUGGCGGCGCCGCAGUGCAUCUCGUUGCAGGCGCUGUUCGAGGACGCCUGGGACCUGCCGGCCCUCAGGGAGCUCAACCUCUUUGGCUGCCGCCACCUCAACGGCGUCCACCUGGGGGCCGUCCUGGCCGGCUGCCCUGAGCUCGUCUCCCUCAACGUCAACGGCUGCUGGGGCAUCGGCGCGCUGCACCUCGCACGUGAGCGCACGGCGGGCCGCGCGGGCGCGCCCCCAGCGGGCGCGGGCUGA
Messenger RNA from Monoraphidium neglectum, 273 nucleotides. RefSeq lists its product as hypothetical. The coding region runs from base 1 to 273 and encodes 90 amino acids. The record is from RefSeq and is a predicted model, not a curated record. The transcript has 2 exons. NCBI's taxonomy places the organism in Eukaryota, Viridiplantae, Chlorophyta, Chlorophyceae, Sphaeropleales, Selenastraceae.